AUGGCUAGGACUAAGCAGACCGCUCGCAAGUCCACCGGUGGCAAGGCGCCGCGCAAGCAGCUGGCCACCAAGGCGGCACGGAAGAGCGCGCCGGCCACGGGCGGCGUGAAGAAGCCGCACCGCUACCGGCCCGGCACGGUGGCCCUGCGCGAGAUCCGCCGCUAUCAGAAGUCUACGGAGCUGCUGAUCCGCAAGCUGCCGUUCCAGCGGUUGGUGCGCGAGAUCGCGCAGGACUUCAAGACCGACCUGCGCUUCCAGAGCUCGGCCGUCAUGGCGCUGCAGGAGGCGUGCGAGGCCUACCUGGUGGGGCUCUUCGAGGACACCAACCUGUGUGCCAUCCAUGCCAAGCGCGUCACCAUCAUGCCCAAGGACAUCCAGCUUGCGCGCCGCAUCCGCGGGGAGAGGGUCACUUGCUGGGGAUGGGGUGGGGGAACCCCCAAGCCGCCAUGUUGGGAAGAUAUUCAGGCAGCCCUGUGGAGACGCCGGCACGAUAAGAAGCUGAUGCAUUCUCCAACAGUCAGUGGGCAACUACCAAUAGCCGUUAUUAUACUUACUCGAAUUGUUGAGAUGUCUGGUCGCGGCAAGGGUGGGAAGGGCCUGGGGAAAGGAGGUGCCAAGCGCCACCGUAAGGUUCUGCGCGAUAACAUCCAGGGGAUUACCAAACCCGCCAUCCGACGCCUAGCUCGGCGUGGCGGGGUGAAGCGCAUUUCCGGCCUUAUCUAUGAGGAGACCCGUGGGGUGCUGAAGGUGUUCCUGGAGAACGUGAUCCGGGACGCCGUUACCUACACUGAGCACGCCAAGCGCAAAACUGUCACCGCUAUGGACGUGGUCUACGCGCUCAAGCGCCAGGGACGCACUCUGAAUAAGCCCAGAACCAAUUCUGUGGGCGGGGAAGGGCGGGGCAGGCGAGGGAGGCAGCAGUCUAUUGUCCAAUCAAGACGCGAGGGUCCAUAUAUAUAUUGGGACGACUGGUUCCUCUUACUACUGUUAAAUAAUUGGCGCUGCCUGUGUAUGGCUCGCACUAAGCAGACCGCUCGCAAGUCCACAGGCGGUAAGGCGCCGCGCAAGCAGCUGGCCACCAAGGCGGCCCGUAAGAGCGCGCCGGCCACGGGCGGCGUGAAGAAGCCGCACCGCUACCGGCCCGGCACGGUGGCCCUGCGCGAGAUCCGCCGCUACCAGAAGUCCACGGAGCUGCUGAUCCGCAAGCUGCCGUUCCAGCGGUUGGUGCGCGAGAUCGCGCAGGACUUCAAGACCGACCUGCGCUUCCAGAGCUCGGCCGUCAUGGCGCUGCAGGAGGCGUGCGAGGCCUACCUGGUGGGGCUCUUCGAGGACACCAACCUGUGUGCCAUCCAUGCCAAGCGCGUCACCAUCAUGCCCAAGGACAUCCAGCUCGCCCGUCGCAUCCGCGGGGAAAGAGCUUAA
Messenger RNA from Balaenoptera musculus (blue whale), 1422 nucleotides. RefSeq lists its product as uncharacterized. Bases 1 to 1422 code for a protein of 473 amino acids. Gene Ontology annotation, molecular function: DNA binding; structural constituent of chromatin; protein heterodimerization activity. NCBI's taxonomy places the organism in Eukaryota, Metazoa, Chordata, Mammalia, Artiodactyla, Balaenopteridae. Gene Ontology annotation, cellular component: nucleosome. The transcript is spliced from 4 exons. The record is from RefSeq and is a predicted model, not a curated record.